Messenger RNA from Colletotrichum destructivum, 1020 nucleotides. RefSeq names its product Putative Endonuclease/exonuclease/phosphatase superfamily. Gene Ontology annotation, biological process: double-strand break repair. Bases 1 to 1020 code for a protein of 339 amino acids. Gene Ontology annotation, molecular function: 5'-tyrosyl-DNA phosphodiesterase activity; single-stranded DNA binding. The record is from RefSeq and is a predicted model, not a curated record. NCBI's taxonomy places the organism in Eukaryota, Fungi, Ascomycota, Sordariomycetes, Glomerellales, Glomerellaceae. Gene Ontology annotation, cellular component: cytoplasm; PML body. The transcript has a single exon.
AUGCAGGAUCCGGACAAGAUAAACCUCUCGCCAAGAGCGCAAUCAUGGCAAGAGUACGAUGAAGGCGCCGAGACAUGGGCCCCGGUCCCAAGCGCCGACGAGACGAGUCUUCCAAAGGGCCCAAAAGAAUCAGUCGGCGUCGGCCAUAGCCUAGUUCUCGCCACAUGGAACGUGAACUGUAUCGGCCCACAGCCAGGCGCCCGCCUCGGCGCAAUCUUCUCGCACAUCGUCAACCACGCACCGUCGCCCGACAUUAUCUUCUUUCAGGAAGUGUCGAGGCCUAUGAUUGGCUCCUUGCUAUGCCGCGACGAGGUCCGCAGGGGAUGGUAUUCAAGCGAGAGGGAUUCUAUCAACUGGAUAUCCGCGUUCGCGACCGUCAUCCUCCUAUCCAAGGCUCGCUUCGGACCUGUAGGCACGUCGCCCUUUGCCAUUCUCGGCCGGCUUUCAAGAAUCAGGUAUCCGUCGAUGAUGAGAAGAGAUGCUCUAUGCGGCGAUAUAUUCGUUCCGACGAAGAGAGCAGCAAACAGUAGCUCACAGCCUCAUUACAUCCAGGUCAGGUUGGUCAACGUGCACCUGGAGUCCAAGAACCUGCCAGAUUGCGCAUCAUAUCGGGCGGGACAGUUGUCGGUUGCCGCGUCAAUGCUUCACAAAACCGUACAUGGCCUGGUUGCGGGUGAUUUUAACCCCGUCGAUCCGCGGGACGAAACCGUGAUCGAGGACAACGGGCUUCAGGACGCGUGGACAAAGUUGCGAGGUGGAGAGGCUGGGUGCACAUGGGGAGUCGACGGGAGGGCGAGAUAUCCGGCCACCCGAAUGGACAAGGUCGCGAUACUGGGCUUGAUGCCUCUACACAUCGAAGUCAUGCACCCGCAGAAGCUUCCGGUUCUAGGACUGAGCGCCCCGAUUGCAAUGUCGAAUCACUUCGACUUCGGGGAAAGCAAAACCCAGGGAACAACGGCUUGGAGCGAUCACUCAGGACUGAAGUUCACUUUCAAGCUGGAUGGAGACGAGUCCGAUUAG